GGCGCACGUGUCAAAGUUUAGGCGGUAAAUUUAAGGAGGGAAAUGGAGAGCUGGAAGAGUUUUGAUUUUGUAGCAUUUUAAUGUUGAAUAUUUGUGACAUCAUACGUUAUACGUAUUUCUUAGUGUAUGCAUCAGCCCAUGUUUGACAUCUACACAACUUGGGAGCCAAGUCUUUGUUUGUGUAAUAGCACAAUCCAUAAUACAAUCAUCCCCUCAAAUCAUUGAACGUCCCUGACUUGAGUGAUUGGCUGUGGAAAUUCGGCUUGGAAACUACUUUAUCGAGCUCAAAAUUGAACAAAAUUUUGCAGAAAAAGACAGUUUUACAAAAAGUGUCUGGCUUUUGACUUUAUUUUCGUGAAAAUCUAUCUCUAGUGGAAUAAAUUAUUCAUGGAUUAGCACACCUAGUAUUCGAUUGACCAAGUGAAGGUAUUUUGAGGUUCAAUUUUGAUUGUGGAUUGCAAAGAGCAAAAUGGUGUCCACAAGGCAAAUGACUAUAGGGAACAAUGGCAAUGGGGAAGUGUAUCAUAAUCAUCAGCCCCCCACUGAGGUGAGCUACAGGAGCACCAGAAAUGGAGCAGCUGGGACAAGUACAAGCACUGCAAUACAGAACACUAAACCACCUUCUCCACAACCAGUACAAUCUGUAUAUUUUCUGGACCUUCCACAGGAGGUCAUUGAGAAAAUUUUCAGUUAUCUGUCUUUCAAGAACAUAUGUCAGUUGAGACUGGUAUGCCGGACUAUAGACCGCAUCUGCGGCCAUAUCCUAAACUCCACCUUCAUGAAGCUGCAGAACCAGAUGCUGACUCGCUUCCAAGACAUCAAAUCGAAGAUGCCUAGAAGAGAAUCUGCACGUCGCAGUCAUCAUUUGGCAGGCGAAAGUGACAUCAUCGAGACUCUUCACAUGCGGUUGACGUUGUUGCAGAUGUCCCUGGGCAAACACAUCGAGAGAAAGCACAUAUGCUUUUUCCCUGGAGACAUAUUAGAUGAAGUUCACCAUAUCCUGCAUUAUAUUCGCGUGACUCCGAAACUAGAUCUGCCAUAUAAAGUCACUGAUGAGCUAUUCGAUUUAUCUACGAUGGCGAUGGAGUAUUUUAAGGAGAAGAUCGAACCUAAUCUUCCGGAAAUUGCUUACUUUAGUACCGAUUUUCUAAACUUCCCUGGAAGGUUUCCAAGCACAAGUUCUAGCAAGUAUAUGUCUUUAAAUUCUGCACCAGAAAAUUCAAAGGAUGGCGAUCAAGCCUCUACGGACGAGUUAGAAAAUGAAGAUUUUGUAGAAAUCCCUCAAUCAAAUAUGGUUUUGCGGAAGCGCAUACGUAAAAUAAAGCAGGGCAUGAAACGAUAUAAUAGUCAACUGUCCUUGCUUAGGCAAGAUCUCAGAUCUUGCAAAAGGAAGACCUCUGAUCAACAAAAGCAAAUAAGUGAACAACAAAAGCAGUUGGCUGACCAACAAAAACAGACUUUGGAAUACGCCAGUCGCUUAGACGAAUACGACAAGAAAAACGAAGAGAUAUCGCGCAAGUUCAGCGCUCUUCUGCAAGAGCUGAAUAAAUGCAAGACAGAACUACAAUACUGGCGUUGCAAAUCGCCAGCUACCGCAGCUUCAGGUUCGGCUUCGGGCUCGGGCGCAGCUGCUCCGCCUCUGUGCGCCCAGUGCGGAGCAGCCGUAGCCCAGCAAAGGAUCCCUGAUGAACAGUUGCAAGGGGCUGUUGUUCAACAACCGCAGAUAGAGGGCGGAGAGCAGGCACUGAUGCAACAUCAGCUGCUGUUUCAUACUGCUACGCCACCUGGCAGUCCAGCACAUCAGGCCGAUCUCUCAGCGAAUUCUGAAUCUGAAGACGACAUAGUUAAACCCGACAAAUCAACAGUGUCAGGUGAUCGAAAGAUGGCUGUAUCGGUCAUGGAUCAACCAGGAGGCAGCAGCAGUGCUGGCAGUGGUUCGGAAGCUCCACGACAGAAACGAAAAGCCGAUGAUCAGCACAACAACAGAGCAGUUGAGCUGACCAAGCCCGUCAAAAAGAGCCGCCGACUCAGCAAGUUCCGCAGCAAGCGCAGCAAAGUUUAAGCUAGGAAUGCUCGAUGGCUUGGGUCGUAUAUAUAAUAUGGAAACGAGACGUAUCGUGGAGAGGAGGUAUAGUCGCGAGAGAGUGCAGAGGUUUGGCGUCACUAGGAGACGAAUCACAUCGCGACGUCAGCGAACGUUAUCGUACACACUUUCUUCUAAAGUAGUCAGUGUCAGUAGCUGGAUUACCACAAUUUGAGGUAGUAGCGUGUAGUAGUGAGUUGUUUUCUCUCAAGUUGUUUCAGUCGGAAGUAAGUUAACUUAACAGAACUCCCAUAUAUAAUGUUUGUAGGUGUACAUCUGUUUUAUUUUUUUAGUUUGCACUCGAUGCAGUAUGAACAGUAAUAUGAGCUAGGUGAAGUUUUCUUAACAUUUGUCAGCUGUUUCAGUAACUUUCAUUUUUUCCUUAAUUUCAAAUGAGGGUUAAUAUCCGUUAUCGUUUUUAUGUUACAAGGUUUUAAAAUAUUUUUGGGUAAUAGACUAUAGUGGUUCAUCUAUCAUUUAGUGCUUUGUCACGAUGAUUAAAUGUAAGAUAAUUUUUUAGACUGCUUUGUGACAUAUACAAAUACUAAUAUUUUAUUUCUAUCGGAUCGAUAUGCUCAUUGAUUUAGUGGCAUUGUUGUAAUCACGGAGUCUCAGUAACGAAUACCUUAGUUCUGAUUAAAUUUGGAUUUGAGAACAGGGUGGCGAAGUUGAACAAAAAAAUCAAUAUGGCGUGAAAUGCCGUUUUUAUGCGUUUUUGACCUUCCACUUCUUUAUGCUCGUAAUGAUAAGUUUUUUAUUGAUAAAAAUAAGUGUUUUUAGAAAUCCCAAAGAUUUUUAUAGACCUUCUGGUUACAAAAUUUUGUUCGACUAAGGACCAAAUAAAUAAAACUAAUGUUCCAAAAGCUAGAUAUAGGGAAAAAUCAUGGGAAAGGAAAUUAAUUGAUCAAAUUUGACUUUAUUUUCUGGCCUAGGGUUUUUCUCACGUAGAGUUGCCCUUGAUUUGUUUUAAAUACUGACUACAAAUAAGUUUCACUUCUGUUUGUGUAGACAGAAAAACAUUAAUCGGGAUCGUUCAAUUUCCAGUUCUGACAAUCCAAAAGACUUCACCUACUUUAUGUUUCUAUACCUUUUGUAGCAAUCAUGCAUGGUUAGGCGAAGGGAAACAAUAUUACACAUUCUUGACACUGGUCCUAGUGCAUUCUCACUAUUUCGACUUAUAUUAUCUCAUACUUUCACUGAGCCACAAAUCGUAUACCUGUUAUCUCUUGUAUAUAUCAUUACACAAAAUCUUGAAUUGUUAUAUAGCUUUGUUUCCCUUCUUUGAUACAGCAUACAUAAACAAUAACAAAGAUUUGUUACCAAUCAAAUUCAUACAGGUCAAACAGAAAAUCAAAAUGUAGCAGCUGGCUUUUUCGUUUUUUAAACUGACAGCAAAUAUGUUGACAAUGAGCUUCGCUCGUAUUUUUAUAAUGCUGUUUACAAUAUUUUCCAUCCAAUAGGAGUUUUAUGGCGGGACUUUCAGUAAAAAUGAGCUCUCUGCAGUGUGAUGUGUUACUAUUACUAUGAUGGGCAUGUAAACGUCUAUGAAUACAUAUAGUAUCAGACAAACCAAAGAAAAUAACAUUUUCUUCCAAAUCAAAGAUAUGUGCAGUGUUAAUGCAGUCCAUUCGGAACCAGAAUAGAGUAGAUGUGAACAGAAUCAGGCGCUAUGUACGUGAUACUCGAAUCAUAAAUCAUUAGACAGGGUCAAACCUGCGUUUGUCGUGUCGUGUGGCUGGCGCAGUGGCAAAGGACCAAGAAACUGGUAUCGAGUUCACCAGUUUCCGAAAACGAGUUUGUUUUGUUUGACUAUUGAUUAAAGUGUUCUACUUGAAGACAACCAUAUACUGUAUUCCGGCGUCCAAAAAUGGAUAUGAAACUAGCGCCAUUUAUAAGACAGUAGCAGAACCAGGCAAUCAAAAUCUUUUCAAAGUACAUGUCUAGAUGUAUUUCGGUAAUCUGCUAGUGUCUCGCAUAUGGCACUAGUUCUGUACCUUAACGAACAAAAAGCGUCCCAGCGCUCAUCCGGCUUCGAUGGAUGGUCUAGUUCUGCCAAAGAGCCGUUCAUUUCGGCUGGAUGGAGCGCAGAUCACCAAGAGCUUGAUCUGGCACGAACACAUCUCGUCAAUAGCGGCAGCUGCUAGGAAAAAGCCAAGCUAUUUAUUUAGAGCUAAGAAGUACUUUUCACCACAUGACCUCCUCACUAGAUACAAGACCCAGGUAAGAUCUGGCCUCGAGUAUUGCUCACAUGUUUGGGGUGCUGCCGCUCCGACUAUAUUGUCCAUGCUCGAUGCUGUUCAGAGCAGGGCUGUCCGACUGAUCGAUGACUCUCCUCUGUCAGACAGCGUUGGGACCCUUUCGCAUGGGCGGGCCGUCGAUGAUCUAGUUAUCUUCUACCGCUACAUCUCAGAGCUCUUCUUUAUGAUGCCGUCACGCGAUGUUCCUGCUAGACUGACCCGCCUAACUGCGGCCUCCCAUCCUAACCGUGUUCGAACGUUCAUCCAGAACUGGUCGAUGAGACCGCUCCUUUGUCAGUAAGGUGUCCAGAUAGUGGAUCAAUCUGCAAGAGGAGGCUUUCUACUAACCUUAGGUAGUUCAAAAAUCGGAUUAACAAAGUUUCUUUGGGAUACUCAUAGCAGCCGCGGUGCCCUAGCAUUUAGGAUUCUGCUUGUACGGCUGUUUCGGUGUAAAAAAAGUUUUUGAAUUCACUUUUGAAAGCGUUAGUAUCUUUCAGAUCCGUUUUUGGAUGCCAGUAUAUGGUUUAUUAUUUUCAGGUAGAAUAUGGUAAUCAAUGGUUUCACUCUAUUUUGGAUGGGGAAGGACUGCAGAAUGACAUGAAAAUAAAAAUGUGGUCUUAGUCCCAUCUAGUAUUACAAGGUCAUUGUUGAGAGUUCAAUAAUUAACAGUUAACACUUUUAAGUGACUUACUUCUUUAACCUCUCAUACAUAAUGUCGUGUUGUGUUUGAAUAAGAAAUGGUGAAGUCGAAGAGACCUUGAAGUAUUUGUGAAACGACAAAACGGAUGUUUCUAUUCUGCAACUUUGUAAUCAUAGCUUUACUUCUCAUGCACUGCAUAAAAAUUCAAAAAUCGCCUCCACUAUGGUGAAGUUGAUGGAAAGAUAUGUCGAGGUAGAAAGUACAAUAACUAUUACUCAGCUUUAAAAACAUGGUGGUAUUCCAUUAGCUUCAUAAUGACUAUUUUAAUGUUAUUACAUCAGCUUUAUUUUCUAAAAAACGAGUGCAAUAUUUAAAGAACAUGUAUCUAUUUGUCCAAGUUCCAAUAUUUUGCAGUACUAGUCAGAGAGACGUAAUAAAAAUUAUUUGAGAUAUUUAAAGCACGCACCAAGUAUCCGUGGCAGGACGACAAAAAUAUCACAGCAUUUGAUCCGUUAUUAAGAAAGUAAACGAAAAAACACCAGGAAUAAAAUGACAUUUUUCCUGUAAUUCGGAGAGCAGUGUCUAAUAUGUAGCAGAAUUACACACAAGAUAAAGUGGGUUUUUUGUGGUUGCAAAGGAAACCACUUACUAUUUUUCAAAAAGCAAUGUCCCUGUGAUCAAACUGAUACCUUAUAGUGUCUAGUGUGAACAGGAAAUUGUAAUUUUAAAACUGAAAAGUUAUCAAUACGUUCUGGAAAAAGCUUUUAUGGAAAUUGGUAUUAUUACAGCUGUAAAAAUUAGAACUGUUUUGAAUCCGAAGGAUGAAAAAUAUAUAUUGCCAACAAAAAAUGCGUGUGUAAGUUUCUUUCUGAGAAAUGGUAGUAGAAUAUGUACCUAUGACUUUCCAAACGUAUUGGCCAUUGUGAGCCAAUGGUUGUUGAGCGUACGUUAUUGAACCGCACCUUACCCAUAUCAGAUGUUACAGGUAUAUUCAAUAUUUAUUAACGAAAAAACUCAGGUCUCUCGAAUUACCUCUCUAAGUUAGAAAGAAUCUUUCGGAUUUGAAGAAAUUUGUUUUAAUUUUUUUGCCAAUACUUCAACGCAUGAUAUAAAUCUCCAGGGAUCUUUACACCAGUUCCGUGAGAUUCUUAUGUUGUCCAACAGGUAGCCGCAUCUAAUAUGAGUCAACUGUAAUCUUGUGGCAAUAUUGAUUAAUUACAUGGACCUCUAAAAGCUAUGUUCGAUUUUUCAUCCCAACAUGCUAGUCAAACUUUGGCAGAUUGAAGCUAUGGAAUACCGCCGGAUAUCACAAUCCCUAUCUAUUUGUAUAUUAGCGAUUGUUCAUUGUUAUUCCAAAAUAAGUUCAUCGUCGAUAGUUUUUAAGGGAUGUAACAGUAAUCGAUAUUUUGUAUAGAAUGUAUCAUAGAUUUCGACGUUAUCUAAUAAUCGAUGACUUGAGCUGCAUUUUUGGGAGGUGUGUUCUAUACAGGGUGUUACAGAAUGUUGUCGGGUACAUUGAAGAGCAGUUCCAGCACGUUGAAAUGUGAAAAAAAGCUUAUGUUAAUAUAGGUUGACAUGUGUCUUUUUCAAAUAUUUGGUACAUGCAAAUAUAUUAAUGGAUCUCACAAUAACAUGUAAAAAAUGUUUUCCAAAUCACAAACAUCAGUUGCGUAAUUGAGCUAAUUCUUGAUUAAAUGCACCAAUAAAUACAUUUCAAAAUGCCGUUUAAUCUGUAUGGUGGGGUACAUUUUUGACAAAGUUUGAAUACCGACGUUUCAAAUUUUCCUGACAACAGUCAGUACCAUGAGCUAAUUUUUUUUGUAACCUUAUACAGGAAACAGUAGAAUAUGGUUCAUACUGAAUCAUGUAAAAUGAGGCUCAAUUCAUAGAUCACCAGAUAAGCACCAAUUUCAAAGUACCUAUCUACAUAUUGUAUAUUUUUUGUGAAGGUAAUUUUUAUGGCAUAGUUUUAUUUAAGCUUUUUAGUUUGUUUAGUUUGGGGUUGGUAUCACAAUUUAAUUUUCCUCAAGAAUGCACUAUGAAUAUAUGUUCACUGUAGAAAUAAGCGUGGCUAUGAAUUAUUUUCAUUAAUUAAUAAUCUCUCAAGGGAAACUUCAGGCACAAUCUCUAAUUACUAGAAUUUUUUAUAUUAGUACUGUUAUAAAUUAAUAAAAAAAUUAUGUUUUCUCAUUAUUCUUCCAUUAAAUUUUAGAAAUAUUAUCUGCACUGUUAAGUAUUCAUAUACUCAUUUGAUUCAUAAUUUUUAAGGACUCUAGACUUUCAAUAAUUUUUCAACUUAUGUUGAAUCUACUCGUUUGUAUCUUCAAACUCAUAUGCAGUACAUAUUUGAUGAAUCAGUUUUGAUGUUUGCAAAUAUCUUAUUGAAAUAAAAGAUAGUUGUUCUUAUAAAUAUGCACAUAAAGUAUGACGUAAUUAUGAGCUGAAGAGAUUACAGGAAUUUAUGAGAAAUUAUGUUAUACCAGUAUCGAAUUUAUAAUAGCAACAAUCAAACUUAAGCAUAAGACAUGCAACAAUUUGUCAAAACGGUCAUCAAACAAUAAUGAAAACCUGUAGAUUUUCUGUGCAGCUGAUGCAAAUUCAGUAGUCAAAACACUAUGAAUACUGGGUCGAACACCCUAAGAUUACAAGCAAGAUUGAGAAUUCUUAGACCACACCCUCGAUAUCUGACAGGUGGUGUCACCUUAGUCGAUGUUAGUAGUUUAUCCCAGUAGGGUCAUUGGACUUGUUGAAACUGAUGACAGAGCACAUAUACCCUAUUUCACGAGUAUCCAUCACAAUUUGACGUCUACUGAGGUGAACAGCUGAUCAUCAAGUGACAUAUUUGUUAGUCUGCAACGUUGGCAAUAAUGAAUCGAGUAUAAAAUUCGUAAAACUUGUUUGUGGCGUAUUGUUUUUUGUAUGCAAAUGAACUAUUCUAAAUGAAAGAACUGUUCGCAAGUACGAAAUGAAUCUGUAGCGUACAAAAGACCAAAACAAAAUACGGCUCAGUCUACCCGGCGUUGACGGAUCCUUCAGAAUUAUGUGUCCUGUGCCGAUAUCGGGAAUUUUGAGAUAUUACUAGAUAAUCAACUGGCAUUCAACUGUCAUGGAUACUCUUGAAAUAGGGUAUACUGCGUGCGACGAUUGAUUGUACUGAGAUUACUGACCAUCCAAAUGUUCGUUUCAUAACAAGUUACUGUUGUGUAAAUCAGUAGGUACCUCACUGCACCUUAUUGCAAAUGCAUUAAAAAUAGUGUGCGGUUCUGUAAAAUUGACUGAAAAUUUUGAAACGCAUCAACACUGAUUCACCGGUUACUUUCUUUCUGUAAGACAAGACUAUUUCUACUGGAAUACCAAUGAAUAGGUCUCUAAGUGUCCAUAUUUUUGUAGGCAACACGAAUGCGCUGUGUAUAGACACAUAUUUUUGUUUGAUACUAAAUGUUUUUGUUAUAUGCAAUUAUCUUCAUGCAGUAUCUCCAACAAGCCUCAUAUUCCUGUUUAGUUGGUAGUAUCACAAUAGCUAGUCAAUAUAGUCAAAUAGGAUAUUUGGCACUUUUGAACAGUGUCAGGUAUAACAUUCUACAUUCAUGUAUAAUUAUAGGUUUGUGGAAAACAUAUUAGAUAUUAAAAAGGAGCGCUUAUAGUAGUGCUGUAAUUAUGUUUCCAAUUUGAGUUUUAUUGCUUGGAUCAUCUUUGUCUAAAAUAUCAUAAUAUUUUUCAUUUUGAAAAUACUGUAGUUGGAUUUAUAUAAAAAGUUUGAACAGAUUUAGUCCCCAAAAUUACACUGAAGUAUCGCAGGCCGACAUUUCUUGUAAUAGGUUGCUAUGAUCAGCAGUUGUUUGAGAUCUAUGCCUCAGUGUUAAAAUUUGCCUUCAAUAUCCUUUUUGACAGAUUCCCACCCCAGCCAGUGUGCAAAAAAUAUUACAUACACUAACCAUACUUAUGGUAUAAGGUCAAUUUUGUUGAUGAUACUGUUUUAGCUUAUUGAAGCAAAUUGAGUACCUAAUUUAGAUUUAACCGUGAUUCUGUCAUCUUAACUAUUUUUAGGGUAUAGUGAAUUUAUAGUUUAUUUGAAGUAUAUAAUUUGGAUACUUUCAUUAAUUUAAUUAUAAUUACGACUACGUUUAAAAUAUUUUUUCACCCUCAAUUACAGUUAGUGUGAACAAGAUGGAUAGUUGAAUAUUUAAUAGCUAUUAAUAAUCUAUAGAUACUGUGGAAACUCGUGAGUCCAUAUUAACAUUAUUUUUUCAAUAAAAAACAAAAAUUAACAAAUAGCUGUAAUUUUUCUCAUACAAGUCACAAAAUUAAAGUUGCCCCCCGUUCUUACGAACAACACCAAAACAUUUAAAGGAUAUAUACAUAUAGGAUUUUUAUAAAUAUUUUGUGAGAAAAAUUACUACAAUUAUUUUAAUUCGAAUUUAAGACCAAGUGUCCUUUUGUUUAUUUUUAAUAGUAGGAGUGAGAAUGAAAUAAAUUUUAAAAGAAU
Molecule: messenger RNA, 9446 nt
Organism: Acanthoscelides obtectus
Lineage: Eukaryota; Metazoa; Arthropoda; Insecta; Coleoptera; Chrysomelidae
Source: the annotation of a GenBank genome assembly